Polistes canadensis is the source of this 2287-nucleotide messenger RNA. RefSeq lists its product as uncharacterized. The transcript is spliced from 3 exons. NCBI's taxonomy places the organism in Eukaryota, Metazoa, Arthropoda, Insecta, Hymenoptera, Vespidae. Bases 985 to 1716 code for a protein of 243 amino acids. The record is from RefSeq and is a predicted model, not a curated record.
CCUGUUUUGACAUACUUAUUUAUCUUUCGACGUAAAUCUGUGAUACUCUUGUCAGUUUUGAGAAUUAAAAAAGAAUUGUUGACGAAGCUGAAUUCAUUGAAAUGAUGACUGAGUCAUAAAAUUAUUCCAAAUUAUUAGAAAAUUGUAUGAGAAAUUAUAUUAUUUAUUUCAUCGGUUAAAAUGAAUUCACAAAUUGACUGGGAUGCAGAACAUCGUCGUACAUUACUCGAAAGUAAUGCUACUUUGGAACGUACAACGCAAUCUUUAACAAGAUCGCAUAUAGUCGCAACUGAAAAUGAGCAAAUAGGAACGGAAGUAAUAUCUGAAUUAGAAGGACAAAGAGAACGUCUGUUGCGAGCAAAAAGAAGAUUGUCUCAAACCGAUGAAGAACUUAAUAAAACACGGAGAAUUUUGAAUAGAAUGAGAAUAGGAGUGUUAACUAAUAAGUUUGUAUUAGUGUUGAUCAUACUAUUGGAAAUACUUAUACUUGGUAUAACUGUUUAUUUAAAAUUUUUUUAUAAAAAAUAAAAUUUCAAAGGAUUCUUCGUUUGAGAGAAUAUUGAAAUUUAUUGAAUAGGCACGUAUCUUUAAUCAUUUUAUUUUGUUUUUAAUGUAAAUAAAUUAUGGUUUAAAAUAUUUUUUAAAAAUAAAUCGGAGGAUUUUUUCAAUGUUUGUCAGAAUUUUCCAGUUCCAUCUAACGUUGGAAUUUAGAAGUAUAGUCUCGAUGGUAAGUUACCAUCUUAUCAAUUUCUAGCAUUGUACAGAUUAGAUCGAAAGUACGUAGAGAGAUGGUGUUCGCGAAUGCUCCAAAAACAAAGAGGGUGUGAAUUUUCUCUUUGUAUAUUUUAUAUAUUUACGGAUUAAUUGUAAGAAUUACAAGUGACGGUUCGUCAAUGUUAUUCUAUAGAGAUGUAUAAAUAGAUAUGAGAAAUUAACACUAUCGAUACUAUUUAACAUUCUAUUUAAAUCUUAGCUGUCAACAUUAUGGAGCUACAAGAAAAUGAUCAAAGCGAAGAUACAGCUGCCAUGGGGCAUAUACAAUUUGAUUUAGAGAUGGAUUCUAUUACUGAAACAGCUGUUUAUUAUUCUACUACUCCAAGAAAAUCCCUUCGGGGUAAACGUAAAAAAACGAUGGACGGGAGACCGCAAUCACAAACUUCUUUGUUAAAAUCUAAUUACAAUGUUAAUGGCGAACAAAAAAUAGGUCCAAAAUAUCGACCUAUAUGGCCAAAGCCUUAUCAACCAAAUUAUUUAAAUAAGCCUAAAAUCUUUGGUCUAUCAUCCACGAUGAAUGAAUUUUCUACAUUAAAUCCUGCGAGUCGAAUUAUUGUUACUACUACAACGAGUGCUUUACCAGCAAAAGAAAAAAUUCAGGAUAGUAUGAUGUCGGAGAAGCCUAGUAAGAGGACACAUAAUUAUUCUAAAUCUACUACGGCAAAUUCCAACAGCUUGAAAUUAUUAACUAAAGAAAAUGUUAAUAACAAGAAUUAUGGUAAAAAUUGCAGUACUUCGAGAAAAGAUUUUAGGUUCAUUCAGAUACAAGACAAAGAUAAUAAAGGUAGCAUUGAGUUAUUUUUCGAAAGUAUGGCACAGACCGUUUUAAGUUUACCUAUGCAUGUACAAGCUCAAAUUAAAAUGGAAAUUUGUAAGCUUGUUACUAUGGCAGAAAUCAAAUAUUCUUCAAUGCAAUCAAAACACGGCUAUAAAAUUGAUUGACCCAAGCAACUGUAAAAAAAGAUUUUUUUUACCUUCGAUAACGAUUUAGGUAUUACUUUUUCUUUUUUUUUAAAUAGCCUAAACGUUAUUCGAAAUGUUAAGUUAAUAUAAAUAAUAUACAUAAAUAUAUAAAUAAUGUUUAGAACAAACUGUAAAUGUACAGAAAAAAAUAUAAUAAGAAAUAUUAUUCUAAAUCGUGAUGCUUUAUUUUAAAGAAGGAAGUUUUAAAAAAGAAUGCUUGUGAUACAAGUUCCCAAGAUAUAAUACGUUGUUGUAUAUACAAUGGGUAAUUUGUUAAUGAACAGUUUAAACUACGAACAAAUAAGACAAUGAAUGCUUUUGUGAAAUAUUUUUUAUGUUUUGACACACAACAAACACCUCAUAGAACAAACAGAAGAAGAAACCACGCUAUGUGUAAGAUUUAUAAAACUGUACAGUAAGUGAUCGUGUAACAAAUAUCUUUGAAUGAAUUAUUUUCGUUACUGAUCACCUACUGUAGUGCAAAACUAAUGAGAGAUAUAGAGAGAAAGAGAAAGAGAGAGAAAAAGUUGGAUAAGUUUUGCAUUUAAUA